AUGGAAAAAAUUAUAAUUAAAAAUAUAAAUACAACUUUAUAUUUUAAAAACGAGAUCAAAAUCAAAAAAAAUAGAAAAAUUUUCAACUAAAGCACUAUUAAAUCAAUAAUUAAAGGAAAGUAAAAUUUUAAAUCAUAAAAGACUACAAUUAUUUUUCAAAUUUUUUGGAUUAGGCUAUGACGAUUAGAUUUUGGAAAUUAGGUAUUAUUGCAAGUGUGGGGCUGCUUACAUAUUUUAUAAUUGA
Paramecium sonneborni is the source of this 244-nucleotide messenger RNA. The record is from the annotation of a GenBank genome assembly. NCBI's taxonomy places the organism in Eukaryota, Ciliophora, Oligohymenophorea, Peniculida, Parameciidae.